Messenger RNA from Nothoprocta perdicaria, 1051 nucleotides. RefSeq names its product jumonji domain containing 8 (gene JMJD8). NCBI's taxonomy places the organism in Eukaryota, Metazoa, Chordata, Aves, Tinamiformes, Tinamidae. The record is from RefSeq and is a predicted model, not a curated record. Bases 1 to 795 code for a protein of 264 amino acids. Gene Ontology annotation, cellular component: cytoplasm. The transcript is spliced from 9 exons.
AUGCYGGGACAUGUAGUCCAGCGCGGCGGCCAAUGGCAGCGCGCGGCGUGUGCGCGCGGGGGCUGCCGGGAAGCGCAGUCCGCACCGUGCCGGGCGGCGGGCGCGCUGCCGGAGGAGGAGCGGUGCAGCGUGGAGCGGGCCGACGCCUCCCUCACCUUGCCCGGCUUCCUGCAGCGGUUCGCCUUCUCGCGGCCCGUCGUCAUCCGCGGGGCCACCGACAACACGGUGUUCCGUGCGCUCUGCACCAAGGACAAGCUGCUGGCCGCCUUCGGGCAGCGCCCCGUGCGCCUCAGCACGGCCAACACCUACUCGUACCGCAAAGUGGACCUGCCCUUCCAGGAGUACGUGGAGCAGCUGCUGAAGCCCCAGGACCCGGCGGCGCUGGGCAGCGACACYCUGUAUUUCUUCGGAGACAACAACUUCACCGAGUGGGGCCCGCUCUUCCAGAACUACGUGCCGCCUCCCUUCCGCAUCCCGGGCACCACGGGUGCCUACAGCUUUGGCAUUGCCGGCUCCGGCUCCGGUGUUCCCUUUCACUGGCACGGCCCCGGUUACUCGGAGGUGAUCUAUGGCAGGAAGCGCUGGUUUCUCUACCCRCCGGAUAAGGCGCCCCACUUCCACCCCAACGAGACGACGCUGGCCUGGCUCCGUGACACGUAUCCCUCGCUGCCGCCCGAGGAGCGCCCGCUCGAGUGCACCAUCCGCCCCGGGGAGGUGCUGUAUUUCCCCGACCGCUGGUGGCACGCCACRCUCAACCUGGACACGAGCGUCUUCAUCUCCACCUUCCUGGGCUAGGGCCAGCACCGCGGCCCGUCCCGCCGGGCCCGGCAGCCAGGCCCGGCCCAAGGGCGCGCUGCUCCCUACACGGUGAGUGUGACUGAGUGGGCUCCGGAGCGGAGGCCACGCGGCAGCUCUGCCUCCUGCYGCUGCGUGCAAAGGGCUGGGGCAGCAGCACCUGCUCCGAUAGUGGUGAAGGGACCAAGGACCUGAAGAAAUUCUGAUAUUURCUCUUCUCCUUCAUUCCUCUUGGAUUAAAAUUUAUUUUUGGUCA